Molecule: messenger RNA, 2394 nt
Organism: Myxocyprinus asiaticus (Chinese sucker)
Lineage: Eukaryota; Metazoa; Chordata; Actinopteri; Cypriniformes; Catostomidae
Product: homeobox protein Dlx2b-like
Exons: 4
Coding region: 1033-1830 (265 amino acids)
Biological process (GO): negative regulation of transcription by RNA polymerase II; cell differentiation; embryo development
Molecular function (GO): RNA polymerase II cis-regulatory region sequence-specific DNA binding; DNA-binding transcription factor activity, RNA polymerase II-specific
Source: RefSeq, a predicted model, not a curated record
UCAGGCCGCAAACGUUGAGUUGACAGAAUGCUAAGUAAAUUGGCACUUCUCGUGACUGAGGUAGUUUGCUAUGUAAGUCUAUGUACGAGGCGUUUGGCGCGACAGAGCAUCAUAUAGGGCAAGUUCCGCGCUUUAUCCCUGCUGUUUACCGGGGAAUAAUUGCUGUUUUGCGCACCUGUGGGUGUGAGGAGACUGGCGCCGUCUGUGAUUAGUCAGUGGAACGCAGACUGCUUGCGUGAGAUACAAUGACAGCAUUUCAACGAUAGAUGGCAUUCCAGUUAAACCGUGCUGUUCUAAGCAACGGCCCUGCAGUUGAAGAGCGGAUCUUGCCUUUAAUCAAAAUUGGGGGCUUCAUCCGAUACUUUUAGACUAUUAGUAUACAACAUAUGGGCCUAAACAUCGAUAGUGUAAUGUGCUAUGGUACACUGCCCGGUUAGGUUUUUUUUUUUUUUUAACUUUCCAAGUUAGCCUAACAUAUCAAAUACAUUUGGAUUAAAUUACUUGCUCAAAGGUGUUCUUAAGAUAGAGAGGGAUACAUUUAAGUAAACGCUCGUUAUGCCUUAACACAUUAGAGUAAGUAAAACCUGCAUUUGGUUGUUUCUAUAAAGUCUUCUUUAGAAAUCUUUCUUCUCCUUAUAGCCUAUCUUUUAAUUUUUGCCUUUUCCCCAUUUUGCCACACUUUCCCACAAGUUGUAUUUUAUUUAUUUAGUAGAGGAACUGCUACAUUGUCCAACUCUUUGUAGGCUAUACACAGUAAAAAUAAUAAUAAUAAUAAUAAUACAUUUUUAAAAGAGAGAGAGAGAGAGAGAGUGAGAGACCAUUGGGAACAAAACUGCAUGAUAUUUUGUUAUUUCUACUUGUCUUCAGCUUCUGGCAGUACUUCUUUUAGGGCUGCCUGCUAACCGAUUGGUUCACUUUGCCACAUGACGCCCACUAUAUGGCCCGCCCGUCAGCAUCUCCAAGGCAGAGACCGCCGCGGAGCGCAAACCUACUAUCAACUAUGAAUAUGUAACCUACAUCCUUGGGUCGGAUAUGCAUACAAACCAUAUUACCUCGAGCAGCUUCAGUACUAUUCACAAGUCGCAGGAUUCCCCCACACUACCGGUGUCAUCUGUGACCGACAGCAACUUCUACAGCAGUCCACAGGGUGGUCACUGCACAGGGACCGCGUACGCGCAACUGGCCUCUUAUUCCUAUCAUCCUGGUGCAGUGGGUAAUGUUCAUUACAGCCCCAAAGCUUACGAUUUAGGUUAUGCCUCUUCCUAUGGCGCUUAUGGAACAUAUGGACCCAGUUCUUCACCCACACCAACCGAACCAGAGAAAGAGGAAAGUGAACCGGAGGUGCGCAUGGUGAAUGGAAAACCAAAGAAAGUUCGGAAACCACGAACCAUCUACUCUAGUUUCCAGCUGGCGGCUCUCCAGCGAAGAUUUCAGAAGACCCAAUAUCUCGCGCUCCCAGAACGCGCCGAACUGGCGGCGUCUUUGGGCCUCACGCAGACGCAGGUGAAGAUAUGGUUUCAGAAUCGACGCUCAAAAUUCAAAAAGUUGUGGAAAAACGGCGAGAUUCCCCCAGAGCAGCAGGUUGCUUCCGGUGACUCUCCCUCAAGCACUCCUCCACCACAAACAGGUUGGGAUUUCGCCCCGAGCCAAGGACCGAACGACGGGGAAACAGUUUCAGAGCAGCCCGCAGGUCCACCAAACACCACCAUCCCAUCUUUCUUAACAAACUAUUCAUGGUACUCAUCCACGAACACUGUUACACAUCUACAACCCAGUACCUUAAUACAACCUCAUCUCAACUCUGCAAUGAGUGCAGGGACCAUAUUCUAACAGAGGACAAAAAGUGGCCGAAUACACCUGUUGGAGGUGGAGAUAUUAUAAUCUUGUCACUGGACUUGUAUUUUAGGAGAACAUUAAUUUUGAAAUAUAUUUUCAGGCUGAGUUGGCUAAAUAUGUUUGCAGUGGAAUUCUUUUGCGCAACUAAUGCGCUCAAGCAACAAAUCAACGCACAUUAAAUUAUUUUUCUAUUUAUUUAUUUGUUUUCGUUAUGAAAUUGAAAAGGGGUACACAGAUUUGUUUCUUUCAUAUUCCCAGUACAAACGGGUAGCCAUGUUUCGUGUGUUGUACAGAAUAUAUUAGGUUUAGUGAUUAAUAAAGCUUCUACAACCUGCAUUCAUAAUUAAAUGUGCUUUUUACUAUCAAUGAACGUAUUGUCCGUUCAUUGUUUCGUUUUCUCUGCAUCAAUCCAGGGAUUUUGUGACUAUGAGUUCUUCCAUUUUUGCUCUGUAUAAAAAAACAAACUUAAUCUUCACUGGAUUGUAAGGCUCUGUGGGGUUGACAUGUAAAGUGUGCGGUAAUAUUUUGUCAAAUGCAAUUUUCUUGAAGUUGCUCGAA